Dunckerocampus dactyliophorus (ringed pipefish) is the source of this 2052-nucleotide messenger RNA. RefSeq names its product aldehyde dehydrogenase 3 family, member A2b (gene aldh3a2b). The record is from RefSeq and is a predicted model, not a curated record. The coding region runs from base 133 to 1602 and encodes 489 amino acids. NCBI's taxonomy places the organism in Eukaryota, Metazoa, Chordata, Actinopteri, Syngnathiformes, Syngnathidae. Gene Ontology annotation, cellular component: cytoplasm. The transcript is spliced from 11 exons. Gene Ontology annotation, biological process: aldehyde metabolic process. Gene Ontology annotation, molecular function: aldehyde dehydrogenase (NAD+) activity.
CUAGGAGGCGGGACUAACGGGGCAGACUGUCCCGUCUCCUGCGGUUGUCAGACAAAGUCCAGUCGACCAGCUCGCUGAUCCCGGCAACACGACCCGUUAAAGUCUCCUUCACAAAACCGGAAGUAUCCGAGGAUGUCUCGGGAGCAGCAGGCGGUUGCCCGUGCCAGGAAGGCCUUCCAAACAGGCCGGUCCAAAUGUUUGGAGCACCGCAUCCGGCAGCUGAAGAACCUGCAACGUUUGUUCACAGAGAGACAUAAUGACAUCUCAGAGGGCAUUAAGAAAGACCUCAACAAGAGCGAGGUAGUGGUCCAGCUCUAUGAGAUCCUCGGGCUGGAGGAGGAGAUCAGCCUGGCCAUCAGGAAGCUGAAGGAGUGGGCGGCGCCUCGGCCCGUGGCGAAGAACCUGCUGACGCUGUCGGACAUGGUCUACAUUAAACCAGAACCUCUGGGCGUGGUCCUCAUCAUUGGGGCCUGGAACUACCCCUGGGCUGUCACCUUGCAGCCCCUCAUUGGCGCCAUCGCUGCCGGUAAUGCUGCAGUAAUCAAGCCCUCGGAGGUCAGCGCGCACACGGCCAAGGUCAUGGAGGAGCUGCUGCCGCUCUACAUUGACAAAGAGCUCUACCCGGUGGUGACCGGCGGCGUGCCAGAGACCCAGGAGCUGCUGCGGCAGAGGUUCGACCAUAUCUUCUACACGGGCAACAGCGCAGUGGGAAAGUUCAUCAUGGCGGCCGCUGCCAAGCACCUGACGCCCGUCACGCUGGAGCUGGGAGGCAAGAGCCCGUGCUACAUCGACAAGACGUGUGACAUCAGCAUUGCCUGCAGACGCGUGGCUUGGGGCAAAUACACUAACUGUGGUCAGACGUGCAUCGCCCCAGACUACAUCCUAUGUGAACCCGCUAUUCAGGACACCGUCAUCGACGAGCUCAAGAGGGCCAUCAAGGAGUUCUACACGGACAACCCGAAGACAUGCUCGGAUUAUGGACGCAUCAUCAACCAGCAUCACUUCAGGAGGAUCAUGGCGUUCAUGCAGGAUAGCACGGUCGCUGUGGGCGGAGACAACGACGAGGACGACUGCUACAUAGCUCCGACCGUGCUGCGGGAUGUGAAGCCUGAAUCCAAGGUGAUGCAGGAGGAGAUCUUUGGACCCGUCCUCCCCAUCCUGCCCGUCAGUGGGCUGGAGGACGCCAUCCAGUUCAUCAACAACAGAGAGAAACCGCUUGCUCUCUACAUCUUCUCCCCCAACCAAAAGGCCAUCCAGAAAAUGAAUGACGAAACUUCCAGUGGGGGUCUCCUGGCCAAUGACUGUCUGGUGCACUUCUCUGUCAGCUCACUGCCUUUUGGGGGCGUUGGUAACAGCGGAAUGGGCUGCUAUCACGGCAAGUUCACCUUUGACCAGCUGAGUCACCUCCGAGGAUGCCUGAUCAAGAAGCUCAACAUGGAGGGCAUGAACGACAUGCGCUACCCUCCUCACACACCCAAGAAGUUGGGCUGGGCGCGCUUCUUCAUUCUCAAGAACCUCAACCUGGGCUGGAUCGGCCGCAUGCUGAUGCUCGCCGUCAUUGCUGUGGUGGCGGCUGUGGUCAUACAGAAGUAUCUGCGUUAAGACGACCCGCUGCUCCCAGACGGCCCAGCCCUCAGCACUCUCACCCGACUAAACCAGCUGAUUCGUAUAUUUGCACAAAUAUUUAGCUGCUGUCCUUAUUUUAUAUUUCAGUACGACAACGUAGCUCAUCUUAGACUUGAUUUUGACUUUUAACUGACUUUCUAACAUAAAAAUGUCUAAUGUGAGUGAGGAAGACAUUUCUAAGUGAAGGAACAGAGAUGUUUUUUUUUUUUUUAUCAUGAAGUAAGCUUGGUUCCGAGUCUGUUUCAUUUCAUCAAUCAUCUGGCCUGAAGGCACCGGAUGGUUCUGACCCAGCACAAGUUUGUCUUUUAUGUUAGUAACUGUAGUUACUCGAACUUUUUACCACACUGGAAAAGAUGGGUAUUGUAUUUUGAUAAAAAAAAAAUAAUGCUUAGGGACAAUAUUCAAAUAAAUUCUGACAUGCAUCAA